This is a messenger RNA of Thyridium curvatum, 1329 nucleotides long. RefSeq lists its product as uncharacterized. The coding region runs from base 1 to 1329 and encodes 442 amino acids. Lineage: Eukaryota; Fungi; Ascomycota; Sordariomycetes; Thyridiales; Thyridiaceae. The transcript has 4 exons. The record is from RefSeq and is a predicted model, not a curated record.
AUGUAUAGCGCCAUCGGCGGUCUGGGCGCUGGUGGCACGCAAGACGUCCAGUUGAGCGACAUUGCCAACAGCGUCUUGUAUGGCUGCUUUUUCCUCGGCGGUUUCGUCGCUGGCAGUAUCAAUAACAUUUUGGGACCUCGACUGACCAUGUCUCUCGGCACCACCGGCUACUCCUUGUAUCUCGGCUCGCUCUGGUGCUUCCAACUCAACGGGACCCGCUGGUUUCUUAUUCUUGCCGGUGGCAUUCUUGGCUUCAGUGCCUCCUUGUUCUGGGCGGCUCAAGGCUCCGUCAUGAUGUCGUACCCGAUGGAGAAAGACAAGGGCCGAUCAUUCACAGCCUUCUGGGUCAUCUUCCAGAUGGGCACCUUCAUUGGUGCUGCCAUCGCUCUUGGUAUCCAGUUCAACAGCACGCUGCCCUCCGUCUCCAACGGCGUCUACAUUGCUUUCAUGAUUAUCAUGCUCACUUCAAUCGUCUCCAGCUGGCUUGUCCUCUCCCCCGAGGCCGUUGUCCGCGGCGAUGGCACCCUCGUGGAACUCGAAGCCUCCCUGACCCCCAAGGAGGAGUUGCACCAAUUUAUCCAAAUGUUCAAAGAUUGGCGCAUGGUUGCGCUGUUCCCCAUGUUCUUCGCUUCCAACUACUUCUAUGCCUACCAAGGGGCCAUUACAGCCGCCCUGUUCAAUGGCCGCACGCGUGCCCUGGUCUCUCUCCUCACUGGCCUGGGCUCUAUGAUCGGCUCCAUAAUCAUCGGCACCAUCACCGACGUCUUGCCAUUCGGUCGUCGCAACCGUGCUCUAGUUGGCUGUGCCGUUGUGUUCCUGCUCACUUGUGCCGUCUAUGGCGGCGGUGUUUACUUCCAGACACAAUUCACACGCGAGAGCGUUGAAGUUGCUGGCCUCAAGAUUCCCUGGGACUGGACGGACAAACAGGCGGCCGGUCCUAUCGUUCUUCUGUGGAGCUACUACAUCGUGGAUGCAACCUUCCAAGGCCUUGCAUACUAUACCAUGUCCUCUUUGACCAACGACUCGUUCAAGCUCGCAAGAAUGGCUGGCUACUACAAGGGCAUCCAGUCCGCUGGCGCUGUUGUGUCCUUUGGUAUGGAUGCUGUCAAGACUGCCUACCUGGGCGAGGCUCUCAUUUCGUGGCUGCUCAUGGUCGUGUCGUUUCCGCUGUGUAUUCUCGUCCUUUAUUCCGUCCGUCCGACAAACUACGAAGUCGAGCACCCGGUUCACGUGGAAGAAGUGAAGUCUGGAGCGGUCACUGUGGAACCAGUGACAGAAACUCAUAUCAAUGCUGACACAGCCGUAGAUCGCAAAGUUUCGGCUGUCUAA